GGGUAAGCUCCUCCUGCGCUCGACCCCCCGCCUCCCUCCUGGCCUUAACUCCUCUCCCUCCCCUUCUACCCCAAACAACAUUUCUGCUGGCGAGAGCCGGCUGCCCAUCUCGCCAGGCAGGGCUGGGGAGGAAUGGAGGAGCUCACGAAGAGGAGCAGAGGCCGUAGAAGCAGCAGCAGGGAGAGGCUGGCUCUUCAGAGCGGUUCUUUUCCCAGCGGAGAGGCCGCCUUUGCCAGCUUCUUCCAGGAGCCCUGCCGAGACUGAGAGCCCCGCUUGGCGUGUGCGCUAGGCGCCCGCCCGCCCCCAAGCAGGAGGCGGCUGCAGAAGGCAGCGAGAAGAGAAGGAAGGCAAGCAAGGGCGUGGGGGAGCCGUGCAAGGGAGCUAGAGAAGAAAACCCUCGAACAAGAGAAAGCAGGAGCUGCUGAAAUGCUGGCCGGGCUGCAAAGGUGAGCCGCCGCCCGGCGGUCCGUCUCCAGCUGCUGGGUACGGGCUGGCGUCGUGUCCCCACGUACAUCCACGCGCGCGCGCCCCCACAUGCAGACACGCGCGCGGGGGGGCGAGCGAGCGGCGGCGGCGGCGGCAGGCGAAGAUGGCAAUGUCUGUGAUCCAAGCCUGCCGCAGUCUGGCUCUCUCAACAUGGCUGCUUUCCUUUUGUUUCGUGCAUCUGCUGUGCCUGGAUUUCACGGUGGCUGAGAAAGAGGAGUGGUACACGGCCUUCGUGAACAUCACCUACCCGGAUCCCGCCGGCGGCGAGCUGCGCACCGAGAAGAGCGAGUGCGGCCGCUACGGGGAACACUCGCCCAAGCAGGAUGCCCGGGGGCAGGUGGUGAUGACCUCGGCGGCCGCCGACAGGCAAGCCUGCGACCCCAACGCCAGGUUCGCCGUGCCGGGAGCCGGCAAGAGCUGGAUCGCGCUCAUCCCCAAAGGGAAUUGCACUUACAAGGAUAAGAUCCGGAACGCCGCUUCCCAGAACGCCUCGGCCGUGGUCAUCUACAACGUGGGCUCCAGCAAUGCCAACGAGACUUUCACCAUGACCCAUGCAGGUGUAGAAGAUGUGGUAGCAAUAAUGAUCCCUGAGCCAAAGGGAAAGGAGAUAGUGAGUCUGCUGGAACGGAAUGUUACUGUGAUGAUGUACAUAACUAUUGGAACCCGUAACCUGCAGAAGUUUGUCAGCCGUACCUCUGUGGUAUUUGUCUCCAUCUCUUUCAUUGUUCUGAUGAUCAUCUCCCUGGCAUGGCUGGUCUUCUACUAUAUUCAGAGGUUCAGAUAUGCAAAUGCCAGAGACAGAAACCAGGCUCAUCUCUCAAAUGUUGCCCAUCGCCGCCUUGGAGAUGCUGCAAAGAAAGCAAUCAGCAAAUUGCAGGUCAGAACAAUAAGGAAAGGAGAUAAGGAAACGGAGUCUGAUUUUGACAACUGCGCUGUUUGUAUUGAAGGUUACAAACCGAAUGAUGUUGUCCGGAUCUUGCCCUGCCGGCAUCUCUUUCACAAAUCUUGUGUAGAUCCAUGGCUGCUAGAUCAUCGCACCUGCCCUAUGUGUAAAAUGAACAUCUUAAAGGCGCUAGGGAUUCCGCCAAAUGCAGAUUGCAUAGAUGACAUACCUCAAGAUUUUGAAGCUUCUAUAGGAGGGCCACCAACCAAUCAGAUUACAGGAGCUAGUGACAUAACUGUGAAUGAAAGCUCUGUAGCUCUGGAUCCUCCUGUCCGGACUGUUGGAGUAUUACAAGUCAUCCAGGAUGCAGAUCCUCUUCCACAAGUUGGGGAAAGUAACCUCACCACAAGCAGUGAGCAGGAGCCAGCAGUCAGUAGCGAUUCAGAUAUUUCACUGAUUAUGGCAAUGGAGGUUGGACUCUCGGAUGUGGAGCUUUCCACUGACCAAGACUGCGAAGAGGUGAAAUCCUGAAAAAUAACAAACCAAAAGACCCCUCCAUGAAACUACAGGGCAGUAGCAGGGAGCGGAAGGAGGAGGAGAAUCAGCUCUGUAAGAUUUGGACCAGUUGUGUACACACGCAUACCCAUACAUACAUGUAUACACACACGUACCCAUUCACACACAUCCAGGACAUUUUGUGAACUCCAGUACACUCCAUUCUGGGAUGGUCGUGAAAAGCAAUAGCAACAGAAGUAUCUGCCUGGAUGCAGUUCAUCAACUUAUGUGUGCCCGUUUCAUUCACAUUGGAAGUUGAACGCGUGUGUUUCCAACACAUGCACCAGAGCAGUUAUGCACCUCCUUGGCGGCUCAUUAACUGUCUAACUGAAAUGACAACUUGAGUGUUUUCUACUUCUCUUCAGGCCCCCCCCCUUUUUUUUGAGCAGGGAAAAAACCACCUCAAGGUGAUUAUUUAUAGCUCAUGAUGGAUGAACGUUUUCUUUCUUCCUCUCAAUGAUCCCAGCUUUUCUCAAGAGUCGAACCCAGAGGUUUUGGGUCUGAAUGCUAUGAUGGGUCACCAGGAUUUACAGUGCUUGGGUUCCAGGAAAAUAUGGUGCUUCGGUGCUGUGUCCCGGCCUGAAGCCUUUUUACAUUUAGGUAUUAAUGGGGCUUGGAGAUCUGUGCUUCCAGGACCUCCCAGACCGGGGAGAAGCUGGCUUCACUGAGGUUGGUGACUUUCUACUUUGGCACUGAGUUACGUUGGCUCCUUUUCCAAGCUUUAUGACUUGUGUGCACGAUACCAAGUGAGAGAGGAGGAGGAGGAUAGUAAUAAUAAUUAUUAUUAAUAAUGGGAUUAAAGGUCAGCGUGUCCUUGCCGCCCUUUGCUAUAUUUUCUAGCAUUACAAACCUUUCAUACCUUAAUGGCCUUCCCUAUAAUUGAUUUUUGUUUUUUAAAAAGUGGAUCUAGUUUCAAAUCAGGUACUUCUUUCAGAUGUCCUUCUGGCCAGCAGAGUGCUGAGCAUGGAGUUCACUGAGAGUAUUUAUGGUUGAUGAAUAGAGAACAGAAACAGUCAAAAGUGGAAGGAAAGGGCUCUGACAUUAUUGCUCACAGUAGGAACUGAGGGAUAGGACAAAAUAGGCAAAUGGACUGAGGAUGUUUCAAACACAAAAAAUGCCUUGAGAAUCACUUUUUAACCCAGUUCAUCAUCACCACUUUAGUUCACAAAUGAAACUCCUUUCUCAUUUACAGGUUCAUUAGAGUUCCCUUCAGUCUGUACAAAAAAAGACGGCUUCCCCCCUCCACUUAGUCCUGAAGAAUUUAUACAAUUUUGUACUAAUAAUACUGAAUGAGGAUAUAAUAAUCUGCUUAGGUAGAACAAGAGUUCCCAACCAUGAAUCCCCAGAUAUUGGACUACAAUUCCCAUCUUGGCCACUGUGGCUAGGGAUGAUGGGAGCUGUAGUCCAACAUCUGGGGAUCAACACUUGGGAAACCCUGAGGAAGAGGAUUUUUGUUCACAUGUACCACUGAAAGUUCAUGGGCACUGAAAUGCCUUCCUGCAUAUCCCUUAGUCAAACAAAAAACUGGGUUAAUAUUCAAAUUCAUAAUUAAGUCAUUCACAAGGGUGUACAGACUGUGGGAGAGAGGCUUAAAGGCACUUUUACCAACACACAUGCUCUGAAAGUGGCUUUUUCGUGCUCCUAGUGUGGAGCAUGAAGUCACCUCACCCCCAGCUUCUAGGGUACUUUAGAUAUGAAUAUGAUGAAAUGAAGAAAAGGGUCUUACUGUAUCUGCUUUUUGAAUCACAACAGCACACCGGCGCUUUCUAAAGUGAAUUCACUGUCAGGGGUUCGCCCUGCCCUCAUGUAUUAUAAAUAUUCCAGGGAGGUGUCAAUUGCUACUGGAAUUCAAGUGAUCGUGCAUUAUGCUGUAACUUCAGAAAAUAUGCUGUUUAUGCUUGGGGCAAUUUUAUAUUUCAGUCAAAAUGUCCAAGUGUAAAGGAAAACUUUUCAGCUUGCUGUCAUAAAAGAGUAAGCUAUUACUUUCUGAUAACAAGAACAGAAAUGUAAAUUACAGUGGGUCGCUAGACUUGACACAGCAGCUUAUGCUAUAACUUCAAUAGAAACAAAACCACUUUUUUCCCCCUUCCCAGCAUUUGAACAGAAUCACUAAUCAGUUUCGACAUAACACCAAAACACGGUUUGGUUCUGUAUGAAUCAGCCCUAAGCUCAUUUGCUCCCUCCUCUGGCCUUCUUAUGCUUUGCUUUCCUUCCUUUUUCUGAUUUAGGUCAUUUCCAUACAGCAAUAAAGUGUGGGAUAGUUGAAGCUUUUGUUCACAUUCUAAGCACAGUCUUACUCCCCAUAUACAUGCUCUUCAGGUUUCAUACUUCUUAAUGCAAUCUUACACUCAUGGCAAGCAGGACCUCCCAUGAUUUUCACAGCACUACCUGCCAGACACUCUUGCAUUCCAAGAAGAACCUGCGCUCUUUCAUUACCACUUUUGUGGCGACUUAGAGUACAAGAACUGGCCAACAGGUGGUGCUGCAAAAACUGCAUGAGGGCCUUGCUUGGCAUUUGUGAAGAGAAUAAGAUUGUGCUAGGGCGCAGAGUGAGCAGCAUGUGUUUGUGGUGUAAGAUCUCAUUUGAAACUUGCACAAAAGCUUUGAAUAUCCCAAACUCUGUUGCCAUGUAAAAGUGACCUUAGUGAAUUUCCCAUUAUAUUCAAACCAGGCAGUGUUAUGGAUUGUGCAAACCAUAGUUUGUACACAAACCAGGAUUAUAAACAGCAGUUUGAACAUCUUCAAACCAUUCUCCUGUCUUAUUUUGAGUGUGGCUUAAAUGAGAGUACCACUUUGAAAGAUUAGGCACCCCCAACUCUUUGAAAUCUCUAAUGGGAAAUAUUAGGACCUUCAGAACAAACUGCAGCCUUCUACCUACUCUGAUAUAGUCCCAUUUAGAUUGACAGUAUGUCAAAAUCGACAUUAUUGGAACAAUCAAAGAUCUGUUGUUACUACUGAUUAAUGCAAAAUUUUGAUUACGAAGAGCCAAUAUUUCAGCUCAAGGUUUCUGUAUCUUUAGUUGAUUUUGCCAAGUAUAACUUAUCAUGUCACAGUGCUGUAAGGAUUUGUACUGUUGUGAUUGCUAGAACUUAUUCAUCUGCUCAGCUAUUAAAGAAGCGAAUAGUUGGCCAUCUCUGGUUUGGAAUACAGUUUCCCCAAUGUUCCAGCAGGUUCGGACCUGUUUGAACAGCAUGUUUCAAAUAAGCCUAUCUUCAGUUUAAAUUAGUUGUUUCCAUGGCAUGUCAGAAACACCAUAUUUAAUUAGAAAGAGGCAAAAGGCUGGUCCCAACCUUGUGGAACCAUCUUGCAAAGGAGUGUCUUUCACAGCUGCAUGGAAGCUAACUGGCACUCUGAUCCUACACUUCUGUGUAGCAUGCACCACCGCAAGUCCAGCAGGAUCCUAAGAAGCAUGUCCAACUUGCUGUGCUGUUUGCUAUCGUUCUAUUAUAACAGCUUGUCACCUGGUAUCCAGCACGCAGGUUUGUGGUGAUGAAAGUUGGCUUCAUGAUGGUCAAAAGGCCUUCAAAAUGGUGUUUGAAUCCCCUUUAGCUUUGCCACUAUCUCUCACCUCCCCCUGGAGCUAUUUCUAUGCUAUAUGAGAGCUUUCUGCACCACUGCUAGGCUAUGUCAAGCAGUGGAAGCUAUUUAGUGGUGCAUGUACUGAUGAUGCCCACAUGGCCAUAUUGGCACAACAUUGUCUUUUGAUGCAAGCGCAACAGCAUGUUUUGUGGUACUGUGCUCCUUGCUCCUCAUCCUGUCUCCUUAUUUGUCACCAUAGCAAAGUGACUUCUUAAAACCUAUCUAAUGCUAACACCGCAUUCAUCCACUUCUGGUUUUCCAAGUGCUGGAUUUAAAUGAAUUGGGUUGUUGUUGUUUUUAUUUUAGUCCCUUUGUUUUUAUCAAGUGUGAAAUUCCCAGAAAGCACAAAUACAGUUAUGAAAACACUGAAACUGGGUUCUCUUAAGUUCCUGCAAGUGCUGCUUCCAGAAUUAGUGAUUAGAAAUUACUGACUAGUCAUUUGUCUCUCACAGAAUGCAGUCUUUUGGCCUGAUCAUGGACAUGGAAUGCAAUAGAAUGGCCCAGAAAAUCGAUUAAGGGAUCCCUUUCACCCCUGGCAGUUUUUCAGAUUCUUCAGCCUAUAGAAGUAUAUACUGCAAAAGCCCCAUAAGGUGUCCUAUACUUAUCAACUAGUUUGACCCAACUGUAGCACAGACAGUUGAGAAAGCAAUGGGAGCAUGAGACAGUCUCCAGGGGCUCCAGUUCCCUCCCCCACCCCCACCCCCACCCCCUAGUCAUAUUCCUGCACCAGGGAACCUGGAAGGAGGCAGCAGCAGUGAUAACAGUGGUAUAAUUUGUGUGUGCUUGUUGUAGUAUUUCGCCAUAUAAAGACUUUUAGAUGAGAACUAAAGCCUUCCUUAAGUCAUAUGAUCUUCAGCCAUUUUAGCAAAUGUAAACAAAACCAUGGUCUGAAAAGAUCCACUCUAAAUUCAAACAUGUCUCCAUCCCUAUCAGUGCUCAGCUCUAGCAGAAAGCAGUAGUGUUAGGUCUAGAGUCUGGUUUAAGUGUGACUUUCCCACAGCACGUAGACUCUUCCCAUUGCCUUGUUGCUAGAGCUGGGGAUAUAGACUGGGUGGCCUCAUAAGUUUGGACAAUUUGAAAAGAGUGUGUGAACCAUCUGAGGUUUUGCCUAAUCUUUGACAGAAGCCUCCUCUUAGGCAUUCCGCCCCCAGCUCACCGCCAGUAUUUCUAUCAUGCCAUCAGUUGUAACUGUCAUUAGAAGCAGUGUCACUGCCACAAUCAGUCACCUAGAGUGUGCCUUUGCCAAGAGAUAAGUACAGCCGGCUGACAGCGGGCACCUCCUCCUAUGGCAGCCUGCCUGGGUCAUUCUGGUGCAUAAUCCCAUGCUGAUGAAGCUGGUGAGAGAGGCACCUUGCUUCUGCUCAGUCCCAGGACUGCUUCUGUUGACAGUGGAGGGAGGGAGUGUUGCAGUUCUGGGAUUACAGUGUACAUGCAUACAUGUCUGAUAUUGCAGAUGUCUGUAUUUAGCGAGUGUGCAGCUCAGUCCUCUGCAUUUUUCCUUAGAAGGUCCCACUGCUCUCAGUAGGACUUACUGCCAAGUAUGCAUGCAUAGAAUUGCGGCCAAAAAAGCUUAGGUACGGAUGGGCUUGGGUACAGCAGGCAGCAGGGUAUAAAAACACAAAACAAUGGACUACUUUAGAAAGGCUGAGCUUUAACAAGGGUUUCUUUUAAUUAGAGCACUUGCAACAAAACAGUUUAGUCCCUUUGUUUUGACAAACUAUUGCCUAAACUAAUUUAUACUUCUGCAACAGUAAGAGCAUGAGAGAAUUUUUAGUCUGGAAUGUCUUGGCAUACCAGAUGGUGUUUAUUGACGUAUUAUAUAGUAAGGUAGAACAGCGCCCUCUAUUGUUUGGAUUCAAGUCUUCAUAUGGCCAUUUUUAAUACAACCAUUGCUUCAGUAAGUGGAAUUUCUGUCAUCAAUAGAAAUGCUGGUUCUUUAGCAACUGAGGAAAAAGUCAUCCACAGUUAUUUUAAAAAACAGUGAAAUGGGAAAUGCCUCAAGGCUAGUAUUAAAGCACUUCAUCCUCAGUAAACUGUUUUCAAAAUAUUAGUGUGGUAGAAAGCAUAUCUUGCAAGGAUGAAUGCAAGGAAGAAAGGACAAAAGAAAAGAAUGUUUGUGUUUCUUAUUUGCUGAUUUUUUGAAUCUUGCCUAAUUUUUUUAAAGGCCGUCAUUCAAUACAAACAUACUUCUUUGCCAUGAAUGUAUGUAUAAGGUUAUUAACAGACAUGAAAUAUCAAAAAUGUUUUGUAACAUGUACAUAGUUUCAUUUUUUUCUUCCUGUUUCCAUGUUAGCAACUUGAUGAGGCUAUAUAACAUUUUAUAAAUAGAAUGAGAUGUAAAGCCUGGGGCGGGGUGGGAGGGAGGGCAGUUAUUUUUAUAGCAAGAUGUUUCUUGUACCUAGUGAGCAUUUUAAAAUGAUUUUGUACUUCUCAAAAUAUACAUUCCAUCCAUUUCCUGAAAAUAUUUAUUUUUAUUUAAAGUAGUUUUUAAAACAAGCAAAAACAUCCAUUUGAUAUGAGCUUCAUCAAUAAAACCAAAAGUAUUUGGUUUACAGUAAUUGCUCCAAAGUUCUCUCCUGCUGUAUCACGUAGGACUGCACACCAUACCAGCAAAUGCCAAUAAAAAUGAGAAAAUUGAAGAAGAAGAAGAAACUUUUACAUAGUGAAAUUAUUUCUCUACAAAAGAAGCAUUUUACAAUGGAAAACAUUUAAAGCAAUUCAUUAUCCUGUUUCUAUUUGCUACAUGUAGGGUGCAUCCUGACAUUCAUAAUCUGAGUGAUAAGCCUGCUGUGGAAGUGCACUCACCAUGUUUUGUUCAUAUGUACAACUUCUCUUAAGGAUCAUGUUCAAGGGAAACCCAUUCUUCCUAUUUGCAGCUAAGGUCACCCAUGCACAGUGCUGAUUGGCUGGCUUCCUGUGGUGCCCUAUGGAACAGGUUUGCAAUGUUUAAAAUGUUGAUUAUGUUGUGUUCUUUUUUUUUUGAGAGAGAAAACCAGGCAGGGAAUUAAUGUUCAACUGAAUGAACGUUACGUAUCGUUCUUUUUAAGAUGAGAAGGUGGACAGGCCACCUGAAACAGGGCUGUCUGGGGCUAGGGGUCUGUUGCCCAGGGCCCUGUGCUGCAGCCCAGCAACACAGACUUUUCUAGCUCCAGCAGUGCCAGAACAACAUUGAUUCAUCAUGGGGAGCCCCAUGAGCUAUUUUUGCCCCUGAGCAUAGCACAAGCUAGAGACGGCUCUGAUCUGAAACAUAGGGGAGAGGCAAGAUGGCACUCAAUGGAAUCAAUGGUCUGUCAUUGGCAUUCAACCUUGGAGAAGCCGCUGCCAGUCUGUGAAGACAAUACUGAGCUAGAUAGACCAAUGGUCUGACUCGGUAUAUGGCAGCUUCCUAUGUUCCUAUUCAGUAUGUGGGAGAAAGCUGGGGCUUACCCCACUGAUGAAAUAUGCACUGCAACUCUUGAGUUUUGGCAUAUCUGUCUGCAUCCUUAGAUUGUAAGAUCCUCAGAGAAGAGGGUCUGUCUCAUGUAAAGUGCCAUGCACACUGAUGGCACUAAGCAUAAGGCUAGAGUCAAUUAUUUUGUUCCUCACCAUCAAAAACCACUUAGGGGAGACCAUUUUUGAGUAGGGCUCCUUAAAAAAAAAAAUCUGUUUCUGCAAACACUCUCUUUGUUUUGAAAGUGGAUCGAAUCCAUUCACUAUGAAUUGGUAGCCUAUUCUUCAUGCUCCACAUUUCACCUUGAUUAGUGAAGUAGCUAUGGGUGCGGGAGGGGGGAUUAAUCAAGAUUACCCAGAGGCAUUUGCUUAGGCAAUUUUUCAAUUUAGUAUUUUUUGCCAGCUGUGAAUGAUAUGCCUACUCAAUGCUGCAGUAGUUUGUGAAGAAUGUGUUUUCCUAAACAUUCUGUACAGUAUUGCAAACUAAAUGUAUUUCAGUCUCUAGUAAAGUUGCUGAUAGCUUAUCUUACAUCUCCCACCCUUUCUUCCAAUGCACUUUAUAUCUCUUGGAAAAUGUGGGAGUCAGACAAUGAUCAUCUUUAAAGGGAUUUGCCUGGAAUUGAAAGGCACAUACAUUGAUUUUUGCUUUAUUGUGUCCUAGCUAUGUUUUACAGCUUAGAGAGUGACUCACUUGGGGAGGGGGGGAGGAUACAGAGAUGCUAAGGUUGAUAUUGGGGGAACACCAUCCAGUAGUACCACAUGGCUAUUUUUGUUAUAUAGAGGACUAUAAUGUAAAUAUGUGAGACUGUGUUAUUAUGUACUAGUAAAUAUUGCAACUGUAAAAGUUAAAGGAUUGUGAAUUCUGAGGAAUUUUAUUGCAAGUUUUUUUAAAUAAAAAAUCAUCUGAU
Molecule: messenger RNA, 9840 nt
Organism: Hemicordylus capensis (graceful crag lizard)
Lineage: Eukaryota; Metazoa; Chordata; Lepidosauria; Squamata; Cordylidae
Gene: RNF150
Product: ring finger protein 150
Exons: 8
Coding region: 590-1900 (436 amino acids)
Source: RefSeq, a predicted model, not a curated record